UUCUUAUCACUCUGGAGUGUAAGCUCCAGAAAGUGUAGUUCGGUACAUUUCGGUCGAAGGGCGCUUAUAUUCGUGAACAGCGCGAGCCAGCACGAGCGCGAGCAAGAGCGCGUCUAGGGCGCAGACGCGCAUCUUAUGGAUUUUACCCCUCCCGUAUCGGGGUUGUCGUGCAUCGGGUAAGGUCCUGGUAGAGGGCUUGGCAGGUACUGGAGGGGUAUGGGGAACCCUGUUUGCGCGGACCAUGUCCGCGAAAGCGAGAAGGAGCGAUGCGCAAACUAGCUGCGGAGGGAGGAAGAAGAGGAAGAAGAGGAGAGGAGAUGGUGAAGGAGGAGGAGAAGGAGGAGAAAGAGGGAACCACCACCGAAAGACUACCACGAUAGAAGCGACGGGUUGGGCCGGCCGUCUACAACGCGUGACCUGUCCGAUAUCGCAGGGAUGAACAAGUCCGCGCAUCCCCCUGUGUACGACCUGUCCGAGGGGCUCUGACAUGUGACCGAGCCGAGUGUAUCGUCGGGGUGCAUCCGUCUGUCGGGUUGCAAGUUCCUGCAAGAACUUCGCGGUCAACCACGUGGCGAUCUGUGUAACCGCAUGUCGUGGAGCAAGGCAGCGCAUGGCUAGAUAAAAGUCUCUCCCAGAUAGGAACCGGGCGGCAUGGGUCUGCCGCGUUUCUCCCUGAAGAGGUACUUUUUCUACGUGCUAUGCCUGACGGGUACGCUGCUUGUCCUACUGAAUCUACUGCAGGACGAGAUAUGGCACAGCAUGCGACCGCAUCCCGGACAGCCGCAGUCCGCCCGAACUGCCGGCGACGGGCCGAAGAUGAAACCCGAUUGGCCUUUGAAAUCGAAGAAGCCGACGGUGCGAAUAUUACGCACUCGGGAGCGAGUGAAGAAAAGACUUCCGUCCGAGGCGUUGAAUAUAAAUGGAACCGUCAGCUUGGGCGAAAACUCAAUAGACCUGGAUUCAUCGCGGAGGCCUUGGUACAUGAAAGGAGGAACCAGAAGACCUUAUCCAGCGAUGAAAGCUCGCAAUACUGGCCGAAGGUUGGCUCGAUUGUGGCCAGACGAAGAUGUUUACGACGAUCGUGUGACAAAUCAGUUAAUGUUCGUGCCACCCGAUUACAACAGAACAGGCGGUGAACAUCCAUUGAAGAAGAUAAUGAUCCCCCAUGGAAUGGUCGAGGCCAAAGUCGGUCCUGACAUUUUCUUCCAGCAACGCUGCCCGGUGAAUACCUGCACGAUCGUUCGCGACAAUCCAGACGAUGCCGAUCUCAUUCUAUUUAAAGAUUACGUCACGCACGUGGGACGAAGGCCUCACAAUCAGGUGUGGAUGCUGUAUUUUUUAGAAUGUCCGUAUCAUACGCAAAGUGUGAAGAGCGCCCUUAUCAAUUGGACCGCCACAUAUCGGCGUGACAGCGACGUAGUGGCACCCUACGAAAGGUGGCAAUAUUACGAUUCUAGCGUCACACAGAUCUCACAAACGUUUAAUUAUGCAGCAAACAAAACGAAGAAGGUCGCCUGGUUCGUUUCCAACUGCCAUCCCCGAAAUCAGCGCAUGCAUUAUGCCAGGGAACUCUCAAAAUAUAUCCAGGUGGACAUUUACGGAGCGUGUGGCAGUCUACGCUGUCCGCGGUCGCAGUCGCAGACGUGCUUCGACAUGCUCGACGAGGACUACAAAUUCUACCUCGCAUUCGAGAAUUCCAAUUGUAAGGACUACAUCACCGAGAAAUUCUUCGUUAAUGGACUCGGGCACAACGUUCUACCGAUCGUGAUGGGCGCCCAUCCAACGGAUUACGCGCGCAGCGCACCGUAUCGCUCCUACAUCCACGUGGACGAGUUCGAGUCGCCGAAGGAGCUCGCCGAGUACCUGCACCGGCUGGACCGCGACGACGAUCUGUACAACUCGUACUUCCGCUGGAAGGGUACCGGCGAGUUUAUCAAUACGUACUUCUGGUGCCGGGUGUGCGCCAUGCUGCACGACGAUCGUUCACCAAAGCACUACAAGGACGUGAACGAGUGGUGGCGAGGGGAAGGCGUGUGUACCACCAACUCCUGGCGCGAACACGAUCUCGCACGCUCGCAGAGUCUGCGGAACACCUGAAGAGACGAUUGUCUGAAGAUACACUCAAGAAGGCUCUUCCGGCGGCUACGGGGAGUUCCAUGCGCGCGCGCGCGCGUUUGUGCGUGCGUGCGUGCGUGCGUGCGUGCGUGCGCGCGUAUCUCAGCCCGACGCGUUGCUCAAUUUCUACAAAAGAUUCCGAUUCUUCCAAAGCCAGAACGUUGCCCGGGCCGAGGAGUGGCUGCAACUUGAGAGAGAACGCGUAUGAUGCUCACGGAUUGUUCAAAGGUGCUGGAUGGACCGUGGAGUUCCAGGACGAGAAGCGCGUAAAGGCGCUGAUGUUUCGCGAGCGAUCAAGCAUCAUCCUGAAGAAAAGGUAUGAAUAAGAUCUUCGUCGGAAGAAACGCCGCGUGAUUCUCUCCACUGCGUCUGGAGGCUGCUUUUGGAGGGAGUGACUCGGUAAUGCGAAGUUUUGCGUUCGUUAUGGAUGUAUGACGAGGGAAACACGAAGUGGAAUCCAGUCUGAUCGCAAUGCGAAAAUGAAUAGAAAAGCAAAGACAGGCGGAGAGAUCCGUUAAGAUAUAAAUAAGAACAUGAUUGUAUGCGAAGAGAGUUUAGGCAUGGAUUUUUUUAAAGGAGGGCAGUUUGUGUGCCUAAUUGUCGAAUCUUCCAAAAAUAACGUUUCUAUGCAUUUCUUUUUCGGACGAUAAGCUGAGGUGGAAAACACGAGAACUGAUUUUCUUGAAAAAUAACUUGAAUUUGUGAGGUGACUUUAUAUCAAAAUUUAUUCGAAAUUUAUUCGGGAAGAAAAUUUGAAGAAACCGUAGGCGUCUUGGAGACGCUGUAAAAUUAUAUAACGCGUAUCUUGAAGAAAUGGAAUGUGAUACAUGCGUUUUUAAGAAAGGGAAAUUCAUUUCUCACCGCAUAUUUAUAGUAUUAGACAAAAUUUGCCUAAUUUUGAUUUUUGUUUCUCAUUUAAAAAUUUUACUAGUUUGUAAAAACUUAAAAUGAGAAUUACAAUCAUGUUUACUGUUAAAUAUGCGAUGGUGUUAUGAAUUAGCGUAUAUACAAGAUGACCAGAACCACCGAAUGAUCUUUCAAUUAUCUCUUCUAAUUAUAUGUACUAGAGGACCAAUUAUAAUAAAGAUUAUUUACAUCAGACGAGAUAUAUUGAUAAAUGCGAUGUUAAUUGGCAUUAAAAGUAGAAAACUCGAAUCAAUUAAGCUUCGCAUAUGCAAAUAAGUAAUAAAAUAUUAUAUUUUAGUUAACUAGAUUUUAUCUUUACGAUAUUUAAGUUAAGAUUUAAAUACGUUGAAUAUUCAAUUAACAAAUCUACAAUUUUUCUGAAGUGAAUCUUUUCUACAAUAUUUUUCUCUAAAUAUAAGUCGUUCGCGAAUUUAUCACAAAAUUUAUAUUUAUGUUAAUUGGAGGGCCAUCGGUGGAUCUAGAACAUGUCAUAAGAGGAAUUUCAAUUUGACAGAUGAAGUAAAGCGUGCAGCUACGAGAUUCGCGCGUGAUUAAUAAUUACUGGCGACUAUACAUUGAAAUGAAAACCAUGUAUUAAUGAUUCUGUAAAGUUCCAAAGACUAAUUUAUGAGCUUUUGUCGAAGAGUGUAAGGAUUAUAGUCGCUGAUUUUUGUAGGGCGAAGAUUACUGUUCAGUAUUUAAUAUUAUUGUUCCUUCUUGCGAGGUAUGCGAGAGGACUUUAUCGUUGCACAUUGUAGGUGAUGAAAAAAUUCAUGUGCAUUCAGAUUGCGUUACGUAUAAAAAUUCUAGUGAGCUUUACUUUUCCGACAAUAAUUGUACAUUUCCUAUACGUAUACUCGUGUGUGAACAUUUAUGAAAUUAACGGAAGUUGUAGGAUACGUAAUCAAUUAAAUAAAUUUUUCAAUGUUACUAGGAUAUUGAUUAGCGUAUCCACAUUUAAUAACAUGCAUUUCUGUUAAGAGAACGUUUGUUUUGUGAAACAGGAUGUAUUCACUUUUGAACUGCGUAGCAUUUAUCCAUAGAAAUAAUGUUGCUCAUAAUAAGCUCAUGCGAAUUUAUCAAAUAUUAAAGAGUUUCUCUCGCUCGAAUGCACACGAAUUUUCUUAUUUAAUAAAGUCAUAUUUCGUCGAGGAUUUUUGAAGUUCGCAGAAUCUAGUCAGGAAAACGCUCAGUGAGAUAUUUUCGAAUAAUUUAUCGUAAUAGUAUUAUACGCAGUGAGAGUACCUGUUCCGAAUAAUUCCUACUAUAUUUUGUUUUUCGAUUGUAUAAAUCUCAAAUUUUUAAUUAAUUGUAAAUCUGUGCGAGACAUCGCAGGAUGUCGCAUGACGUGAUCACGUUUCACCUCGUGGCUAGUGUCAAUUCGAAAACAACGACUUCUGCUUUGAACACUAGUCUAGCUCAAACGUAGCUCAAAUUUGGAUGGAUUCGGUCCAAAGAAAAGACAAAAAGCACCGGAAAAACAAGUCACCGGAGCACAAAAUAAUAUUUGGAAGGCACGAAAUCACAUACACGUAAGAUCACAAUCGAGUCACAUUGAGACAGGUUUUCGCACCGCUCUCGAAUGGGGUUCCUACAUUAUAAAUUACACACAGUGCGCACAAGCAGCAACUAGAUAUGUAUUAAUAGAUAAUUAACUAAUUAAAUAAUUAGUCGAACGAAGCAUACAAAUUGACAUCGAGAAGCGCGCAUAUCUCGAACACCUUGGAUAACCGUUUUCUUUUCCACUGCGCCAGAAUGAUGUUCAUAAAUACAUCCUGCUUUAGAUAGACGUAAUUAUUUUAGCGAUUAUUUAUUCCCACACCAAUCGACGCUUUAAUACAAGUUACUUAAUCAUGUAGAUUUAAAUCGAUUACAGAGGAAAAAGUUAUGUAUGUCUAAUAUUUUGUAUUAGAUCGGCAAUGUAUUACUUAUAACGCUACGCGUUAUAUCACUUUGAUAUCUUUUUGAAUUUCUUUGAAUUUCUUUGUAUGCAGCUCGGUUUUGCUAUAUUUUUCUAUUGAUUUAUGCAGAUUUCGGAAAUCAAUCAAAAACACGACGAACCCUGAUUGCAAUAUGAAGGGUCAUGAUGUUCGACGAUGUUCUUUAAUCGCAUUUAUUAACGAUUGGUGCUGCUGUACGACGCAUAUGAUGUAUACGCGACGAUAAAACCUUGAUUCGAAUGGCCGGCAUAAUACCGUACAAGUAACGAAAUUUAGGUACGUAGGCGAUGAAAGGGCGCGAAAGAAUAACGCUCGAUGUCGAGGUAUAUCCAUGGCGUAAAUAUGUAAUAAAUGUCUCACGAAUGUACUGUAAUAUUAGAAUCCUUGUCCCUUGAUGUGCGUGUAUCAGUUACGUACGUCUUCAAGCGACCUCGAUCGAUAUUUUUACCCGCCCUAUAUUCAGUAAUAAAUAUGAAAUGUUACUACUUAUACUCUCUCUCUUUCUUUCUUGGUGAUUGCCCGUCUCGUCAAUAUAGGUAGUACGGUGAUUUGUAAAUAGUAGCAUAUAUGAGAAUAUGUACAUGUAAAAAAAAGAAACACGUCACACAUCGCAUGCAACAUUGAGUAUAUCGAUCUGAUAUAUCGAUUUGGUAGAUAAUAGGACUAUGCGAAAUAGUGACAGAAAAAUUGACAAGACGUGGCUCGUUCGGGCGGAAGCGCGCUUAUUAUUUUUUAUUAUCGGGCGAAGCCUGCGCUCCAGCGAGUUACGAUUAGUGCCAUAAUGUCGUAACAUCGUGAAGAUUAAUCAAAACUCGUGUCGUUGUCUUAACUGUUACGUCCACGCACAUCAUUCCUCCGCGAUUAAAGACGGCGGGAACUUCAUGCAGAAAUCGCUCGAAUAAUCUCAAACAUGCGUCUAUGAGAAUUAUUUAGAGUCGAAAUUAAGUUAUCUCGAAUUUUCUUAUUUAACAAACAUGAUUUAAUCUUUUUUUUGUCAAGAAUCGCUUACACAUUUAUUUUUUACGUAAUGAAGCGCGAUGAUUGUUAUCGUUGUUUAUUUCUCUUACGUGAUAAUGUGUAAUAAAAAGUAUAAUUUCAAAAUUCUCUACGUCAUAAUUGUUGUUUUAUAAGUUUCGAAUUUUGUGAUCAUCUGUUGAAUGCAACAACGUUAAGUUGUAUGUAUUUGUACAGUUGUAUUGAUGUUUAUGCGCGUUCCUGACCUAAGAAAUAAAAAUGAACGCUAUUCUUAA
This is a messenger RNA of Ooceraea biroi (clonal raider ant), 6211 nucleotides long. RefSeq names its product glycoprotein 3-alpha-L-fucosyltransferase A (gene FucTA). Lineage: Eukaryota; Metazoa; Arthropoda; Insecta; Hymenoptera; Formicidae. Gene Ontology annotation, molecular function: fucosyltransferase activity. Gene Ontology annotation, cellular component: membrane. The record is from RefSeq and is a predicted model, not a curated record.